Molecule: messenger RNA, 1791 nt
Organism: Fulvia fulva
Lineage: Eukaryota; Fungi; Ascomycota; Dothideomycetes; Mycosphaerellales; Mycosphaerellaceae
Exons: 3
Coding region: 1-1791 (596 amino acids)
Biological process (GO): protein dephosphorylation
Molecular function (GO): cation binding; protein serine/threonine phosphatase activity
Source: RefSeq, a predicted model, not a curated record
AUGAGCAACGUCGCGACCACGCAGAAUACGAAUCUGGCCGGAGCCAAGAGACGCAGUCUCUCCGGUCAGGGAGGCUUGUUGAACAGGAUGUUCGGCAGCUCCGAUAAGAAUGGCAGCAAGGAGGCUAUCAACACCUCAGCACCACCUGCAGAUGGUGCAGUCGAUCAGCCAAACAGCCCGAACGUCAACAAUCACAUCGACGCCAUUCAGGAAAACAAAGACGAAGGCCAGGAUGAGGUCAGCAGCGACUUACGCAGCCCGACCCGCAAGACAGCAGAAGACCCCAGCCAGACCGAAAAGAAGCGUAGUAGCAGUGGUGUAGGUCGUGCUCGUGAUCUCUUUUCCAGCGCGAAGCAAUCGCUCUCGAAUCUGGGCAGCUCGCCAGACAAAUCCUCAUCGAGUGCGAACCAGACGCCAAUGCAGAGAUUAGGCAGAUCUGACCCAGCGCUGAGCGUGCCGCAGGGGUCGCUGAACAACUCUGCUGGCGAGUCUGUACCGGGCCCGCGAUCUACUUUCCGAGUCGGUGUCACCGAGGACAAGAACAAGAAAUGCCGACGUACCAUGGAAGACACACAUGCCUACCUAUAUAACUUCCUCAGCACGCCGGCACCAGCGCUAAGUUCUGUUGCUGGCUCGAAGAAAGACGGUUCUCUGGUUGAGUCGCAAUCGCGAGACUCGACUGUGUCCGAUGCAAGCCUGAGCACGAGGACUAGCGCGCAAAAAGAGGUGACUGAGACAGACAAUGGCUACUUUGCAGUUUUCGAUGGACAUGCCGGUACUUUUGCAGCAGAUUGGUGCGGCAAGAAGGUUCACAUACUUCUCGAGGACAUCAUACGUAAGAACCCGAACACACCUAUACCAGAAUUGCUCGAUAUGACAUUCACGACGGUCGACCAGCAACUAGAGAAGCUACCGUUAAAGAACAGCGGAUGUACUGCUGUACUUGCAGUGCUUCGCUGGGAGGACAGAAUACCAAACUCACAAUCUGCGACUGGUUCCACGGCGAUCGCACCUGCAGCAGCCGCCGCUCAACAGUCUGGCAACUCCGCUGAUCCAGCAAAAGCAUCGCGACAACGUGUACUCUACACUGCAAACGUUGGUGAUGCUCGCAUCGUCCUUUGCCGGAACGGUAAGGCUUUGCGAUUGUCAUACGACCACAAGGGUAGCGACGAGAAUGAAGGCAAGCGUAUCGCAGGUGCAGGGGGUCUGAUUUUGAACAACCGUGUCAACGGCGUUCUCGCAGUCACACGUGCCCUGGGCGAUGCUUAUAUGAAGGACCUGGUGACUGGGCAUCCGUACACCACCGAGACCGUCAUUCAGCCCGACAUCGACGAGUUCCUAAUCUUGGCUUGUGAUGGGCUUUGGGACGUGUGCUCAGAUCAGGAAGCGGUCGACCUCAUCCGCGGCAUUCACGAUCCUCAGGUAGCUUCGAAGACGCUGGUGGAUCAUGCGCUGGCUCGCUUUUCCACCGACAACCUGUCCUGCAUGGUGGUCCGGUUUGAUAACGCCAAGUUGCAACAAAACCUCGAGAGUAAGGAUCUCGGGGUGGAAGGCGACCCUGCAUCGCAAGCCGGGCAGAUCAGCGAGGCAGAGGCUAUCGUCAAUCAGACAAAGGCCCAGAUCGAGACUACAGGCGCGCCACUGGACAGGCCUACGACUGGCGAAGUCAUGGCGGAAGUGGAACAGAACCAGGAAGCUGGUCCUGAGCUCAAUCCUGCAGCGGUGGAAGCGGCACGAAAGGACAAGAGCCCAGAUCCAGUGGUAGCACAAGCUACUCCAAACAUGCGAUGA